This is a messenger RNA of Drosophila eugracilis, 3237 nucleotides long. RefSeq lists its product as uncharacterized. Lineage: Eukaryota; Metazoa; Arthropoda; Insecta; Diptera; Drosophilidae. Bases 1052 to 2722 code for a protein of 556 amino acids. The transcript has 4 exons. The record is from RefSeq and is a predicted model, not a curated record.
AAUCGCUUAUAAGUUAUGGCAAGAGGUGGCAAGACUUAAUUCAGCUUAAAGUUAGUUGAAGAUCCAGUUAUGAUAGUUUAGCGAUCCCCCACGAUGUGUGUAAUAUAACAUAGUGCCUUGUUAAUUCAAUUAAUUGCAUUCAAUUUGGCAAAUCUUCCGCUGGGAAUAAUAACCAGCUGCUACUCAAACCAGUCUUCUCGCAGUUACAUCAAAAAUAAUUGGCUCAAUACAUAAAUGUCAUGUUUAGCUGAUUGAAACGCCAUAAAUGUAACCUUAAAGUCCAGUGAAUGAACUCUGAAAUCAGAUUAUAAGUAAAGAGAACUCUUCCCACGUGUAAAAGAGUUUACAGGUGCACAGAGGAAAACUAUUUAUUAACUGGUCAUUUUUCUACAGAUUUGAUAUCAAAUAUAUCAAGUUUCCUACUUUUUUAAAGAUUUUUAUUUUUUAAUUUUGAAAUAAUUUAGGAACUUAAGAAUGAUGUUUUCUCUCUGUUUAGUUUCCAUUAUGACGCUCCACGAUGACUGUUUGUUUGAGCCUGCCCAAAAUGGUCACAUUAACGGACAGAUUGUCGGCUCGUUAGGUUUGAUUGGAUUCUGGCUAACAGCGAUCAGAAAUCCGCAAUAUGGCCAAAAUGCUGCUGUGUCGCAGCUGUGUUGUCAUUAGUUGUCCACAAGCGAGAUGUCAAAUGGCAAAUGAUUUGUGGGACAAUGUGGCCGCAGAGGCAAGUGAAUCGAAGAUGGAACCGAACUUGGAUCAAUGGCUAUUGGUGACUUUUUCCCCGGAGAGCACUUCGCAAUUAGCUUUACAUAACCUGACCCACUCGCAAGGCAUUCCGUGACCAAGGAAAGUCACUUGGUACAACGAAGUCGUGUGGAACUUUUUUUUUGGUAGGAGUACUCGACCAUUAAAAGUGAUAGCUGAGAAAGUGCGAGCUUCCAGAAUAAUUUGGACUCAAAUUAAUCCAGGUCAUAGGAGUCACGCCUUAGGCUACCAGCCUGAAGCUUAUAAAAACACUAUCAUUUGGGUCUCGAUCAGUCAGUUAUUGGUCAAAAUGUCAAGCAAGCGGAUCUUGGCCCUUUUGGGAUUGCUAACUAUCCAGAAAACUUACGCGGAUGUGUCUCAUUUUUUUGCCUCACCACUGGAACAAUAUGGAAACUAUCUUCAUGGACAAGUCCCUUUUCAAGUGGGACUAUCACCUCCUAACUUGUAUGGACCUCCUCCUGCAGCACCUGUUACUCCAGCACCAGUGGCUCCUGUAUCCACCACUGAGUUUAGUCUGCCGGAGAUUAUCGAAAAUCGCAGUGUCAAGUUUCAGGGAUCUAGGCAGGGAAGCUUUAUACCUAUAAGCCAGCAUUAUAUACCGCCUGCUGUGGAGGAACGUCCCAACUACGAAAGUCCCAAGCCUAGCGAGGACCCCUAUCCAGCUUAUUACUAUCCCCAACCGCCUGCAGGGAGCAUCAUUACCACCUCUCUACCCACAACAACCACCACUCCAAGACCAAUCGUGGUACAAGAUCCUGGAGAGGAUAUUGAGACGAUACAUUCUCCGGGCUACGAUUACCAUGCCCCAGUGGCUGUUCCCGUAUUCCCUCAGAAACCCUCCACACCAGCUCCAGUUUACCUGCCACCCAGUGAAAUAAUCCAGGAUCAAAAUCAACUGAGACUUCGAAUCAAGGACAUGCGAUGCCUUUCGGCAGGUUAUUUCCGAGCUGUUCUUAAACUGGACAGCUUUUUGGGAGCAGCACCCACUAUGGAUCAGGAUAACGAUGAUCAGCUGGACAAGCGCUGCGAAAUGAAACUAUCUCGAAGUUUUCUACUCUUGGAUAUUUCUGGCGAGGACUUCGAACGAUGCGGUGUGAAAACCUGUGGACAGGAUCUAUGUCUACGCCUACGAUUUCCAGCCAUCAGAGGGUUAAGAACCAGUGGAGAUUCAAUCUUAACACUACAUUGCAAAACUCAAGAAAGAGUGGCUGUCAAAACACAUGCCUUGAAAAUGGGAGUGGCUAAUGAUGUUCAAGCUCGCAGUGGUGGCAGCUACGCCCAUGGUGGAAAUCAGAACGCCUUCCGGACUCACGUGGAAUUAUUGAGAAAAGGAAGUGCUGGUUAUACUAGACACUUGGAAAGCAAUGGAGCUGUUCAGUUGGGCGAGGAACUUCUAUUGAGGGCUCAUGUUCUAGCAGGAGAUGGUUGGAACUACACCAAACUCAGUGAUGUCCAGCUACAGAGGAUUGCAGGAGGAGGAGAAGUACUCAAUACGGUUCAGUUGGUCAGCUCGAGGGGCUGUCUAAAUCCCGCCAUGCAGGCAAUCUGCGCCCAUGCCCCCAUUUCCGAACCUCCUCUUGGCCAGCGACUCCACUUCAAGGCUGUGAUGUUUCCAGGAAUGCGUAGUGGCGAAGUUUUGGUAAUGUCCAUGCGCAUUACUGGCUGUUUGGAACGUGAAGAUUGCCAGGUGACAGCCCAAGAUUGUUUGCCAUCGGUGGGUCAAAGGAGGCGACGGAAUGUUUCUUACGGAAAUAGCACUGAAGUUUCGGAACUCUCUCAUCUAACGUUUAGGGUUAUGAUGCCCGAUGAAGAGGUUAUAUCUUCAAAGGAGGGAGAUAUAGAUAGUGGCGGUUCCGGGGUUAGAGAGGUUUCUAAAUCGCUGGCUCUCUUUGGCAGCUUGGGAUUUGUGGUAAUGCUUUUGGGUGUUGCUGUAGUGGCUUUGUAUAAAUUUGGGAAAUAGUUUUGGCAGAUCUUAACUUUAACUUAACUGCCUUUCAAUUUUUCGUUUGACUUCUACAGAUUCUAACUAGACAAUGGUGUAAGGUUUUUAUUAUUUUCACAUUAAUUUGUUUUUUUAAAAUAGAUAGUUGUAACCCUUAUAGCAAAUUUUGAGUAAAAAUAUACUUUCAUUUACUUUAAAAACAUUUAGAAGAUAGUUAAAACAUAUAUUUGUUACAAAUUUUUAAUUUCACUUCCAACUUAACUAGCCAAAUACUCUUUUCCAAAGUACUCUUACAUACACUCCAUCAAUAUCUAACUAUCUGAGGCGCCAAUCUGAACCUGUCUUUUAACCAUCUGUCUGCCAAGCAAAUUGACUUAUCGCCCUGGUGGUAUCAGCAACUAGCCAAUGUUUUGCCCAUUUCGAGUAUAAAACAGAAAUUAGCACUUAAUAAAAUCUUAUUUAUGUUCAUGUCGCUUGUAAUUGACCAGGCCUGAGAAUAAAAUAAAACUAAAAACAAAUUUAGGAAAACUAAA